This is a messenger RNA of Bufo bufo (common toad), 3302 nucleotides long. It is a transcript of the gene DCLK1, whose product is annotated as doublecortin like kinase 1. The record is from RefSeq and is a predicted model, not a curated record. Gene Ontology annotation, biological process: intracellular signal transduction; protein phosphorylation; neuron migration. Gene Ontology annotation, molecular function: protein kinase activity; microtubule binding; ATP binding. NCBI's taxonomy places the organism in Eukaryota, Metazoa, Chordata, Amphibia, Anura, Bufonidae. The coding region runs from base 140 to 2362 and encodes 740 amino acids. Gene Ontology annotation, cellular component: neuron projection; axoneme. The transcript is spliced from 17 exons.
GCAGCUGCAGCCCAGACUCAGCAGCACAUCGGCGCCGGGAGUCAGUCAGGGGCCAGCAGAUCCCUAACAAAGACACAAUACCCUGCUCCACACUCACCCAGGACCACCUACCCAGCAGCAGCACAGACGACUCUCUACAAUGUCCUUGGGGAGAGACAUGGAGCUUGAACAUUUCGAUGAGCGCGAUAAAGCGCAAAGGUACAGCAGAAGUUCUCGAGCCAAUGGACUACCAAGUCCAACCCAUAGUGCCCACUGCAGCUUUUACCGAACCCGUACUCUGCAGACCCUGAGUUCAGAGAAGAAGGCCAAGAAAGUCAGAUUCUAUCGCAACGGUGACCGAUAUUUUAAAGGGAUUGUCUAUGCCAUCUCCCCUGAUCGAUACCGAUCUUUUGAGGCUCUACUGGCUGAUUUGACCAGAACUCUUUCUGAUAAUGUGAAUCUACCCCAAGGAGUGAGAACUAUCUACACAGUGGACGGAAUCAGGAAGAUCAUUUCCAUGGAUCAGCUGACUGAAGGUGAAAGUUAUGUUUGUGGAUCUAUUGAGCCAUUUAAAAAACUGGAGUACACAAAGAAUGUAAACCCUAACUGGUCUGUGAAUGUGAAGACAACUGCUAGCCCCCGUUCAGUGCAACCUCUGGCCACUCCAAAGCCUAGCACCUCAGAUGGAAGAGAGGGCAAAGAUUUCAUAAGGCCAAAGCUCGUCACAAUCAUCAGGAGCGGCGUGAAACCACGUAAAGCCGUCCGCAUUCUCCUGAACAAGAAAACAGCCCAUUCAUUUGACCAAGUGCUCACUGAUAUAACUGACGCCAUAAAACUGGAUUCUGGGGUGGUGAAGCGUCUCUACACACUGGAUGGAAAACAGGUGAUGUGCCUUCAGGAUUUCUUUGGUGAGGAUGACAUUUUUAUUGCUUGUGGACCUGAAAAGUUCCGUUACCAAGAUGACUUCUUACUGGAUGAGAGCGAAUGUCGGGUUGUGAAAUCUACUUCUUACACCAAGCUUCCUAACAUACCACGCAGAAGUACAACUAAGAGUCCAGGACCUUCCCGGCGAAGCAAGUCCCCUGCAUCGACCAGUUCAAUCAAUGGAACCCCAGGGAGCCAGCUUUCCACUCCUCGCUCGGGGAAAUCGCCAAGCCCAUCACCGACCAGCCCAGGAAGUCUGCGGAAACAGAGGGGCUCUCAGCACAGUGGCUCCUCUACCUCAUUAGCUUCCACCAAAGUAUGCAGCUCCAUGGAUGAGGGUGACCUCUUAGUGGAAGAUAUUAUGGAUGAAGAAUUCCAGGUACCAGUGUCUAUAGCAGAGAGAUACAAAGUUGGAAGAACCAUAGGAGAUGGAAAUUUUGCCAUAGUUAAAGAAUGUAUAGAAAGGUCAACUGGCAGAGAAUAUGCACUGAAAAUCAUCAAUAAAAGCAAGUGCCGAGGAAAGGAGCACAUGAUCCAAAAUGAGGUCUCCAUCCUGAGAAGAGUGAAGCAUCCCAACAUUGUCCUGCUCAUUGAGGAGAUGGACAUGCCCAAUGAGCUGUAUCUUGUGAUGGAACUUGUUAAGGGAGGGGAUCUGUUCGAUGCUAUUACCUCUACCAACAAGUACACAGAGCGGGAUGCCAACGGCAUGCUGUAUAACUUAAUGAGCGCCAUCAAAUAUCUGCACAGCUUGAACAUUGUCCAUAGGGAUAUCAAACCCGAGAACCUGUUGGUGUAUGAGCACCAGGAUGGGAGUAAAUCUUUGAAGCUUGGAGACUUUGGACUGGCCACAGUGGUGGAUGGACCUCUUUACACUGUGUGUGGAACCCCAACAUAUGUAGCACCAGAAAUCAUUGCAGAGACUGGCUAUGGCUUAAAAGUGGACAUCUGGGCAGCAGGUGUAAUUACUUACAUCUUACUUUGUGGAUUUCCUCCGUUCCGUGGAAGUGGAGAUGACCAGGAGGUAUUGUUUGAUCAAAUCCUAAUGGGCCAAGUGGAUUUCCCAUCACCUUACUGGGAUAAUGUUUCUGAAUCUGCCAAGGGGCUGAUCACCAGGAUGCUGCAGGUAGAUGUAGACCAGAGGUAUUCUGCUCUUCAGGUUCUGGAACAUCCAUGGGUGAAUGAUGAUGGUCUGCCGGAAAAUGAAUACCCAUUAUCAGUGGCUGGAAAGAUAAAGAAACACUUCAACACAGGUCCAAAACCGAACAGCACCACUGCUGGAGUGUCCGUCAUCGCAACCACCGCUCUUGAUAAGGAGAGGCAGGUUUUCAGACGAAGACGCAACCAGGAUGUGAUGAGACGAUUCAUGGCCCAGCCAGCUGCACCUGAACUCACUUCAGAGUCAGAGGACUAUUCACCAAGUUCAUCUGAGACUGUUCGCUCACCUAACUCACCCUUUUAAAGAAACACUUUAAGUCUUGGCUUAACCCUUCGAGACUUCAGAAUGAGAACAGGAAACACUUCUGGAAAUCUGUUAUGGACGUAUCCUCUCUUGAUAAUAAUUCUAGGUUUGAAAGAACAAAUAGCAGGGGUGAAAAUAUGACAUUGAGGACAUCUUUGUCCCAAUAGGGUAAAUACUUGUAAUAUCUUCUUAUGAAUGACUGAUUUAUGAAUGAAUAUAAGGCUGCUGUCUGUGGAGGAGGUGUUGAAGGGUUUACGUUUGCAUUGAUGACCACAUACAGCAACCAUGCAGAUUAUUAUGGGUAUAUCAUAACAUGUUUAGCCCGGAAUCAAUAGUAAAUAUACUGAUUGUAACUGAAAUAUAGGAGAAUGAUAGAAUAACAUUAUUGUGAAUUAUUAUAUGUAAUUUGAAGCACAGUCACAUUAUGGUGGGCAAUCUCUCACCCUAAUGUUUCCGAACACCCGUCUGCGGGGCCUUUAAUAGGCCAAGUCAUGAGUGUAUGCCUACAUUAGCACAGAUGCAUGAGAAAGAACAUAGGGAUUGCUACAAGUAUGGAGUGAUUGAAUCAGUCCUAACGUAAAUCCAGUUCAUGUUCCUAUCACUUCCAUCCAUUCCCCAGGGGGCCCAGCAGAAAAUUUGCAGAGUGGAUGUAUCCAUAAAACCUUGUAGAAAUCCAGAAAAUUAAAAUCUACAUCGUACAAAAGCCAAAAUGAUCAGUUAGUGGUUGUCUGUGAGCAUAUGUAGUCAUAAUGGAUGUCUUGGAUGCCGAUGCGUGAGCGACGUAUGUCCUUCUUGCCUGUCUUUCCACGUCUGUCAUACUCCACCAAGAAAAAAUAAAUUCAGAUUUUUUUUUUCUCGUUUGUCAUUUUAAAAUUAAAAUUUGAAUCCUCCGUCAUUGUUUUCAGAUUUGCUUUGAUCAUAACCCAUUUCUUCACUUUCA